GCCACCCCGUCACUACCCCCUCCGCCCGCUACUGUCAUGGCGGCGGGGGAGGGGCCGUCACGUGAGCGGGCAAGGGGGCGGGGGGAACCGGCCCGUCCCACGUGAUAGCAGGGGACGCGCGGCGUCGGCCGUUCCCCUGUCACGUGAGGCGGGCUCCCUCCUCCCUCCCCCGCCCUCCCGGCGCCCCGCGGCUCGUUCCGGUCACGUGCCCACCCGCUGCCCGCCCCAUGGCCCCGGCGGCGGCGGCGGUGGCGGCCCGACCCCCCUAGCGCCCGCGCCCGCCCCGCCCGCCGGCACCGGCCACCGCCAGCACGCUCCUUAUAGCCACAAUGGCAACGUCAUCUGAAGAAGUGUUACUGAUCGUAAAGAAGGUACGUCAGAAGAAGCAGGAUGGAGCGCUCUACCUUAUGGCUGAAAGGAUAGCAUGGGCACCCGAAGGCAAAGACCGAUUCACAGUCAGCCAUAUGUAUGCAGACAUAAAAUGUCAGAAAAUCAGUCCAGAAGGUAAAGCUAAAAUUCAGCUUCAGCUAGUAUUGCAUGCAGGGGACACAACCAACUUUCACUUCUCCAAUGAAAGCACAGCAGUGAAGGAACGAGAUGCGGUAAAGGAUCUUCUUCAACAACUGUUGCCCAAGUUCAAAAGGAAAGCUAAUAAAGAACUUGAGGAGAAGAACAGAAUGCUGCAAGAAGAUCCUGUUUUGUUUCAGCUCUAUAAAGACCUUGUUGUGAGCCAAGUAAUCAGUGCUGAAGAAUUCUGGGCCAACCGUUUAAGCCUGAAUGCAGGGGAUAAUUCUGCAGCACCUAGUAAGCAGGAUGUGGGCAUCUCUGCAGCAUUUCUGGCUGAUGUACGUCCUCAAACAGAUGGCUGCAAUGGUCUGAGGUAUAAUUUGACUUCAGAUAUCAUUGAAUCCAUAUUUCGAACAUACCCUGCAGUGAAAAUGAAAUAUGCAGAAAAUGUUCCACAUAACAUGACCGAAAGGGAAUUCUGGACACGAUUUUUUCAGUCUCAUUAUUUCCAUCGGGACAGGCUCAAUACAGGCUCAAAAGACCUCUUUGCAGAAUGUGCCAAACUGGAUGAAAAAGGGUUAAAAACAAUGGUGUCUCAAGGAGUAAAAAACCCUCUGAUAGAUUUGACAGCUUUGGAAGAUAAAACAUUAGAUGAAGGCUAUGGUGUUGCUUCUGUGGCCUCUACAUCAAAUGCCUCAAAAACAGCUAGAGAAAGUAGCAAUGCUGCCAUUAUAAAACGCUUUAAUCAUCACAGUGCCAUGGUCCUUGCAGCUGGCCUCAGGAAACAAGAAGCACAAAAUGACCAUUACAGUGAGACCAGCAGUACGGAUGGAAACUCCAGGGAUUCAGAUUUCUUUCAACCACCAAUGAAAAAGGUGAAACUGCAGGAGUCCAUUGAAUAUGAAGAUUUAGCAAAGAAUAAUAGCAUUAAAACUAUUGCACUAAACUUAAAGAAGUCUGAUAGGUAUUAUCACGGUCCGACUCCAAUUCAAUCACAGCAAUAUGCAACCAGUCAGGAUAUAAUUAAUUCUUUUCAUAGUAUUAGGCAAGAAAUGGAAGCAUAUAUACCCAAACUAACUCAGGUUCUUUCAAGUGGUGAUGCUACUAGCACUAUUGCAGUCCUGUCACCUGGAGGAGCACUUAUGCAGGGUGGAACACAGCAAGCCAUAAACCAGAUGGUGCCAAAUGACGUUCAGUCUGAAUUAAAACACUUGUACGUGGCAGUAGGGGAACUGCUACGACACUUCUGGUCCUGCUUUCCUGUUAACACACCAUUCCUAGAAGAAAAGGUUGUGAAAAUGAGGAGUAACUUGGAAAGAUUUCAGGUUACAAAGCUCUGCCCAUUCCAAGAAAAGAUUCGGAGACAGUAUUUAAGCACAAACUUGGUAAGUCAUAUAGAAGAGAUGCUGCAGACGGCCUACAAUAAGUUCCAUACAUGGCAGUCCCGGCGUAUGCUGAAGAAGACGUGAAAAUGCAUGCUGUACAGGUUUGAGAGCAAAAUCUGCAAUAGGUAUAGGAGUACAACCUAGCAUAUGUUCAGAUCUUAUAGUUGUUGCAGGAAGACCUGCAAGCUGUGGACUUCUGGAAAUGAUGCUAACUGAACUUGCACAUUUUUGAAAAAGAACUGAGAUUAAACUUGAAAACUAGGGGGAAAAAACAAGGAAGAACCAAAAGAGAAGAGCUGAGGCGCAAAAAUAUUUAAAAGACACUGUUUACCGCAGUUACUCAGGAACUGCUUUUGAUUUGCAUAAAGAGCUGCUUUCAGAAAUAAAAUAAUCUAAAGAGGUUGUAUUAAUAAAAUCUGUUUUUCCGUCUAACUUUUUCGUUUUUUUAAGAAGUGUAUGGCACAGGGUAGAACUCAGAAGUUUUUCUUCACUGGAUUCUGACAUUUUACUGAAUUCUGUUUGUACUUCCUGCAACAGUUUAACAAUGGUAUUUUAAAAUAUAGCUGAGACUGUUGUUGCUUCAAACAUCUGGGAGGGUGUAGCUGUCAGAAGACAAGCUUCUGCCAUAUGUUUCCCCACCAAUUGGAAGCAAGAGGCAUUGCACUGAAAGCUGUUUAUGGUCUGGGGUCCCUAAAGGCAUAUGGGGGCAAACUUUUGCCUGAAGUCUUGGAUUUUUAUGCAGAAUUUUCAGCCAUCAGUUUUGCAUGUUUUCCUUUGAGUGCAAGUGUGUGCUACUGCAGUCUUUUUUUUAAGGUGGCAUUUGUUCUGAGGAGAGAAUGCAUUUUUAAAAAUGGAGUUAAAUAAAGUUUCUUACGAAAGAAGUCAUUUAUUUUCAAUUGUUAGACAUUUUUUAUUUCUUCUUCUAUAUCUGUUUUCCUUCACUCUUCCCUUUUGACUGUUACACUAUUUUUGGCGAAUUGAUAAUCACUAUAGAGAGAAAAACGUGUUAUUUACACAAUGUCCAUAGAUAUUGGGAAUCUGUGCCAUACUUUGUUCCAAAUAGAAUCAGUUCACAGUUUCAGAGCAACUUGUCUUGUAUUAAAUGUGACUUAAAUGCAAAGUAAACCUGUUUCCUAUAAUAUAUGCAGUUUAAUGACAUCCUUGUAUUUUUUUGUCACCUUGACUGUACUAAAGCCCAGUAUGGGCUACUGAACUUUUUUACUUCUGACUAAAUGUGACUGUUAAGAGUAGAAGAUGCAUUUACUACAAAGACAAACCAGAGUGACAAUACAUAUUCAAAGCAAGCACAGCAGUGUUCAGUAUGGCAGAAGAAAUUCCCAUUAGCCUGCAUGAUGGCUUAAUACUAGAUUUUGCCACCAUUGAUGUGAUGCUAAAACAUGAUAGUAUGAUGUUGGGUGGAGAAUUCUUGCAAAUUCCUACAGAAGAAAAUAUGUAUUUGUAUAGCCGAGUCUGUGCUUGUUCUGUGCUGCUGCUCCAUUUAUGCAAGAGGAUUUGGUUUUUUUUUCUUUAACUGAUGCGUGGAAGCCAGCAGCUUCUUUUUAUCCAGUGUUUUUGGAUUUUUGUAUUAUGCUAAUAUUUUGGUAAAAGCUGAGUUUCAGUUAAAUGUCACUGUCUGCACCAAAAUUCUGUUUGGAAAUGUAUGUAUAUUAUUAAGCCUAGUUUCCCUGUCUGCUUUUGCAGAUAGAUGCAUGAUACUUGCUCUGUAAUGUUUGUGCAGUUCUGCUACAAGAAACGACUGGGCUCCACAAGAGAGAUGCCUGUUAUUUUUGACAGGGUGAAAACGUCACUAGGAAUAAACAGAUGUACAUACAGCAUUUGGGGGAUGAGGUGCACAUCCUGUCAAAAGUUACCUCUUGUGAUAAAUAAACUGUUUCUGUAAUAUUUAGGCUUAGGGUAUGGCUUUAUUAAGCCUAAUCCUCGUGUGCAGGCAGCUCCUGGAAAGGGUAGUUUUGUUCUCCCCCACUCCGAAGCAUUUGGUCUAGCAAUUCUAUGGCCAAAUUUCAACUGUUUAGUGAAAGCUGUAACACCUUUCAUCAUAUCAGAGGGCUAGGUUCAAGAAAAUAUGUCUGGUUUAUAUUCUAACUGUGCCUGAAGCUAUGAACAGCGUGUUUGAGUAUUAGACUGCACUGAGACUUCAUUUAAAAUAA
Messenger RNA from Phalacrocorax carbo (great cormorant), 4060 nucleotides. The record is from RefSeq and is a predicted model, not a curated record. NCBI's taxonomy places the organism in Eukaryota, Metazoa, Chordata, Aves, Suliformes, Phalacrocoracidae.